Molecule: messenger RNA, 2725 nt
Organism: Kogia breviceps (pygmy sperm whale)
Lineage: Eukaryota; Metazoa; Chordata; Mammalia; Artiodactyla; Physeteridae
Gene: ZNF655
Product: zinc finger protein 655
Biological process (GO): regulation of DNA-templated transcription
Source: RefSeq, a predicted model, not a curated record
CCCUCUUUUAGCCUCCCGGGGAGGAGGAGGAGUCUCCCGUCCCAGGCUGACUGCGGUUCCAGUCCCCAGGAGCGCGCGGGGCCGGGGUUGCGAGGGCCCGUUUCUCUUCGGUCAGGGUUCGCCGCCCCGACACCCCGCGGACGGAGGGCCCCGCCGUCAGGACCCGGUGACCGUGCCCUGCUUGAUGGUCAUUGUCCUCCAGAACAGGCAUGGAGGAAAUAUCGGCCCAGGAAGCAGCAGGAUCUCCAAGGGUCCAGUUUCAGCCUUUGGAGACCCACUCUGAGGGUGUGUCCCCAGAGCCUCAGUUCGUGCAGGACACCGACAUGGAGCAGGGACUCACUGGGGGAUUUCCAAUUUCCAAGCCUGAUGGGAUCUCCCAGCUGGAACAAGAUCUACAGGUCUUUGAUCUGGAAACUCAGAAUAGAGAAGUCUUAAGAGAUGACUGCUCAGAUGGAGAGACCAGAGAAGAAAACAAGCUGUUGAUUCCUAAGCAGAAAAUUCCAGAAGAAGUACAUUCAUACAAAGUGAGAGUAGGAAGACUCAAAAAGGAUAUUGCCCAAGUUCCUGAGACUAGAGAAGUGUAUAAGACUGAGGACAGAUUAGAAAGGCUUCAGGAAAUCUUAAGGAAAUUUCUGUUCUUGGAGAGAGAGUUUAGGCAAAUAACAAUCAGUAAGAAAACCUUCACCAGUGAGAAGAACAGUGAAUGUAAUGAACCUGAAAAAAGCUUCAGUCUGGACUCGACUCUUGAUGCAGAUCAGAGAGUUCUUAGAAUACAGAACGUUGAUGACAUUGAUAAGUAUGACGUGAGCCUCAAGCAGAAUUCAGCUGGUAAACACGAGCACAUGAAUCUAACCCAGGAUUUUCCCAGUAACGAACAUAAGGAAAGUUUAAUGGAACUCUCCCGCCUUAAUAAAUGUGAGAGCAUUCCUGCCACUGAGAAAUCCUAUAAAUGCGAUGCGUGUGAGAAAAUCUUCCAUCAGAGCUCAGCCCUUUCUAGACAUCAGAGAAUUCAUACUAGAGAGAAACCCUACAAAUGUAAGGAAUGUGAAAAAUCUUUCAGUCAGAGUUCAAGUCUUAGUCGACAUAAAAGAAUACACACUAGAGAGAAACCCUAUAAAUGUGAAGCAUCUGAUAAAUCCUGUGAGGCGUCUGACAAAUCCUGUAGUCAGAGCUCAGACAUAAUUCAGCAUAAGAGGAUUCACACUAGAGCAAAAUCUUAUAAAUGUAGCAAUUGUGAAAGAGUCUUCAGUCGUAGUGUACACCUCACUCAACAUCAGAGAGUUCACAGAGAGAUGCCUUGUAAGUGUACCGUGUGUGGCAGUGACUUCUGUCGUACCUCACACUUAGCUGAACAUCCGAAGGUCCAUUGUGAAGAGAAGUCCUAUGAAUACAACGAAGGUGGGUUGACCUUUAUUAAGCAUCAAGGAAUUCGUCUCAGAGAAAAGCCCUAUACAUGUAAUGAAUGUGGAAAAGACUUCAGAUUGAACUCCCAUCUUAUUCAGCAUCAAAGAAUUCACACAGGAGAGAAACCACAUGAAUGUAAUGAAUGUGGAAAAGCUUUCAGUCAAACCUCAUGCCUUAUUCAGCAUCACAAAAUUCAUAGGAAAGAGAAAUCCUAUGAGUGUGAUGACUAUCAGGAUAAUUUCAACCAUAGCUCAGAUCUUGUCCUGCAACAGGAAGUCCUCAGCAGAGAAAAAGCCUUUGAUUGUGAUGCAUGGGAAAAGAACCUCAGUCAGAGAGCACAGCUUGUCCACCAUCAAGGAGUUCAUACCAAAGAGAAGCCUUACGAAUGUAAUGAACGUGGGGAGACAUUUAGUCAAGUUCAGGCCUCAUUCAGCAUCUGAGAGUUCACACCGGGGAGAAAUCGUGUGUGUCUUGAAUGUGGUAAAGGAUUCGGUCCCAGCCCAACCUUUAUUCAUCAUCGGGGAAUUCACGUCAGAGAGAAACCUUCUGAAUGUGACGGAUGUGGGAAAGCUAUUAGUCCGUGUUGAACUCUUGACAUCUGCAAACCCAUACCAAUGAGAAAACCUACAAAUACAUUGAAGGUGGUAGAUGCUUCAUGCUAUUUUCAUACCUUAGUCACCGUUGGAGAAUUCAUACUGGCAUACAAUUCUAUAAAUGUGAUGCAUGUGAGAAAAUCUUCCAUCAGAGCUCAGCCCUUUCUAGACACCAGAGAAUUCAUACUAGAGAGAAACUCUACAUAUGUAAAGAAUGUGAAAAAUCUUUCAGUCAGAGUUCAAGUCUUAGUCGACAUAAAAGACUACACACUAGAGAGAAACCCUAUAAACGUGAAAAAGCCUUCAGUCAAAGAAAUUACUUUGUGAGCAUCAAAUUCAUUUCAUGCUGAAUACCUAUGAAUGUAAUAAAUGUGUAUGUGUGGGAGGAUUCAGCCGUAUUCCAACCCUCAUUCAGCAAAGAAUUCAAACCCGAGAGAAGUAAUUUGGGUAUAUAGUAAUUGACAAGUCUAGGAGUUCAAGUCUUUUUUUCGUCAUCAGAAUAUCCACACCAGACCGGAAUUCGAUAUAAUGCAAGUGGAAGCAUUUAGCACCAUAUUUCAGGCUUUAUUCAACAUCAAAAUAUUGAAGGGAAAAUUAUUAUUUGCAUAUGAAAUCGUUAAUAUAUAGUCCCAGUCUUUUUCAUUGCAGAAGAAUCUAGUCAGAGGAGUGACUUGGUGAAUGCAGUUCUGUUUUCUCGUGGCAUUCUUUUAUUUAAUAGGUGUUACAUA